AUGCUGCUUGUGGACUUACCUGACGAGAUACUGAACUUGAUAUGCUCAAUCCUACAUCGACCUCCACCCACGAUCGGAUUAUCGUCGACGAGGAGGAAGUUCCAUCAGCAGGACUUGACUUCGGUCUUGCGGGUGAACAAGCGCUUCUUGAACAUAGCCUGUAGAAUCCUAUAUACUCAUCCUAUAGUUGAUGAUCCCCACAACUUUUUACUCGGUAUCAACUGCCCCUCGUCCAGCUCAUUCUCUAAAAUCAAUUUACUUCGACAUGUCAAGAUACUCAAUAUUCAGCAUAGACAAAGUACGAGGGAUGCAGAUGAUCAAAGGGGCAAUCAGUAUGUGCGUAUGGACAUUGAAGAUCGACUGAUAUGGGAAGAGAGAGUAUUGGAAAAGGGAAAAGAGGAUUUAGAUAAUUGUGAAAAAGCGCGUAAGCUCUUGGAACGGUUCAAGGAGAAUCAAGGAAUGGUAUAUAUUAUGCCUAAACUUGAGAUGAUUCGAAUAGGAGCAUGGGACGAAGGAUGGUGGACUAAAGUAAUGAAGGAGGUGCUGUUCGAUGAGAAACGCAAGGAAGAUCGCACGGACCUCCGAUCUUUAUCUGGAUAUCAAAAUAUGUAUGAGGUGAUCAAAAUCAAUCAUCGAGAGUCGUUCGAAUUUACUGGAUCAUUGCUGAAUUUCAUCAGACCCAAGGAGAUUUUACAGUACACUCAAGCUGGUCCAAUAUCAUUGAAUGACGCCUUAAACCAACGAUUACCCACCGGUGAACCCUCUCCUGUGCUGAUCAGUCAUCUAAAUUUCGAUAUCGACAAACAUACAAUCAACUUCAUUCCUUCAAUCGUCAUUGGGUCACUCAAUAAAUGGUUGAUCAAAUGCAACCCUUCUCCUCGGACAAUGCAAGAAGAUGACGAAGAUGAGGAAGGGGAGAGAAUUUACAUAGAUCAUGAUGGAUUGAUGGUCACUCUACAUAUACUCUUACAGCACAUAUCAAAUAUCACUUAUCCGCCGAGCGCUACACUCAGUAGGGAGACGAUAUUGGAGAUAUAUGAUUCAGAUAAAUUAGAAUAUAAGGAAUUUGACGAACAGGGCAAAGUCACUCUAGCCGCGGGGGAGUUGAAUGGGGGAGCUAGGAGGUUCGGUCCUUGGGGGAUGAUGGAGGUUACCAGGAAGGGGGUUAAAUUUAUUGAUGUGAGGAAAGAAGAGCUAAGGAUGACAGUGGAGUUUAUACAUUCUGCGUGA
Molecule: messenger RNA, 1230 nt
Organism: Kwoniella mangroviensis CBS 8507
Lineage: Eukaryota; Fungi; Basidiomycota; Tremellomycetes; Tremellales; Cryptococcaceae
Exons: 3
Coding region: 1-1230 (409 amino acids)
Source: RefSeq, a predicted model, not a curated record